AUGGAUCAGAGCGGAGAGGGAAAUGUGCUUAGCAUUCCAGUGCCCAUUCGCCGAGGUGGUUCAGAUACCAACUUGAAUCUGGAUCAAUCAAGUGACGUGACACUAGACUUCCACCGGAACCUGGGUAACCUGGAGCAGAAGAUCCUGAAGGUGACAGAGCAACUAAAGAUCGAGCAGAUGGAGCGCGACGAGAAUGUGGCUGAGUACCUUAAGUUGGUCAAUAGCGCCGACAAACAGCAAGCGGCACGCAUCAGACAAGUGUUUGAAAAGAAGAACCAGAAGGCAGCCCACAGCAUUGCCCUCCUGCAGAAGAAGCUGGAGCAGUAUCACCGCCGAAUAAAGGAGAACGAGGGUAACAGCCCUGCCAAACACACCUCUCCGAAGGAUGUGUUUAAGGAAGUCUCCAGGGAAACUCCAAGGGAGCCAUUCAAGGAUUCGCCCAAGGACAACCUGAAGGACGUGAGCGGCAGUGGACGGCACCCGUGUCUGGAUAAGAUCAAAACCAUUGGACCAGGCGUGUCGCUCUCGCCACCCUUCUUUUUCAGCAAGUCUAAGGAGUUUGCCAACCUUAUCCGCAACAAGUUUGGAAGUGCUGACAACAUUGCCCACCUCAAGAACACGCUAGAAGCCCCUUCCGCUUUCCACCAGGAGCGGUUGGGCGGCAGUGCCACCAUUGUGGCAAAGCCGAAAUAUCCCAGCGAUGACGAGUGUUCAUCAGGAACCUCUUUGUCGGCAGACAGCAAUGGGAACCCUCCCGCGUCACAUGACUGUCAGAGCAGGACGACAGGGCUGGCAAUGGAAGAGAUCCAGGAGAUCAGGGAGGCUCAGGCCCACCUGGAGGGGGCUAUAGAAGCACUAAAGGAGCAGUUUAAAGCAGAGUACAGUUUUCACACCCAGGCACUACAGGAGGAGAAAUACAGGUAUGAAAGACUAGAGGACCAGCUGAAUGACCUGACAGAGUUACACCAGCAUGAGAUGGCUAAUCUGAAGCAGGAGCUAGCCAGCAUAGAGGAGAAGGUGGCUUACCAGGCUAAUGAACGAGCCAGAGAUAUCCAGGAGGCACUGGAGUCAUGUCAGACACGCAUCUCUAAACUGGAGUUGCAACAGCAGCAGCAACAGACGGUCCAGGGCGAAAACACUGAAGCUAGAGUGCUGCUGGGUAAAUGCAUCAACAUCAUCCUGGCCAUUGCCACAGUGAUCCUCGUUUGUGUCUCCACGGCGGCCAAAUUUGCUACACCACUCCUCCGUAGCCGUCUGCAUGUCUUGGGCACAUCCAUAACUGUGCUUCUGCUUGCCCUUUUAUGGAAAAACUGGGAACAUCUGCAGAACGCCGUGGAGCGCCUACUAGUGCCUGGUUGA
This is a messenger RNA of Chanos chanos (milkfish), 1359 nucleotides long. Its product is annotated as transmembrane and coiled-coil domain protein 3-like. The transcript is spliced from 3 exons. The record is from RefSeq and is a predicted model, not a curated record. Bases 1 to 1359 code for a protein of 452 amino acids. NCBI's taxonomy places the organism in Eukaryota, Metazoa, Chordata, Actinopteri, Gonorynchiformes, Chanidae. Gene Ontology annotation, cellular component: endomembrane system.